GUCAGAUACUGACGUCCACCGUCGUGUGCGCGGAUUUCCGGUCUCCUGAGCGUUUGAAGCGUUUUUCCUCGCAUUCGCGUUGCUGGAAAAAAGCAUCCUGCCUACCAACGAAAAUAUCCUUUUUUUUAAGCCAGCUUUGAAAUUUGGGCCAGGGAAUCGUAAGUCGAAUGGCUGCAUAGUUAAGUGCGUGGCACCCAGCCUGAAAUGCUAAUGCCCCGCCCACGCAACAACGGUUGCAACAUCGUUGACCGCCAGUCAAGUGGAAAGCACUGCUCGUAGCAUCGGUUUAAAAUCCCAAAGGCCAUCCGGGUCCUCCAGCAGCAUCCUUGCCAGUAUCCUACCAGGAAUUGGCUUUCAGGAAACCUGUUCCUAGUGUCCUCCCAUGGAAGAUCUGGAACCGGAAACGGAAACGGUAAAGGUAAAGGGAACAGGAACUGGAACAAGUGCGGCCCAGUGUACGGAAACGAAACCGAUUGCGCAAAAGGACUGAACGCAUCCGCAAGGCAUGGACACCGCUGCUGCUGCCGCCGUUGUCGUCGCCGUUGACCUGAGUCCCACGAGCAACGGAAAGGCGCCGCUCCUCAGCAGCUCUAAGGCCAGUUACGCCCUCGUUACCGGAUCAGGCUCGGGAUCGGGGUCAGGGUCAGGGACAAGUUCGAAUCCCGCAAGUGGAGCAGCCUGCGAUUGCUUGGGCAGUACUGUGGAGGCUAUGUCGGUGACCCCGCCACCCACUCCACCCUCCCGUUCAGGGGAUAGUCAUGCCAUGGAAUCCUGCAAAAGCUCCAAAGAUGUUGGAGCCCAAGGAGCCGCAACAGCAUCACCAGCCGUCGAAACCAGGACCACUCAGGACUCAAUCAGCCAUCCCGCCACAUCACAGUCUUCCGCCAACGCUUCCACAACGCCAACGUCUGCCUUGCUUGCCACAGCCACAGCCACCGCUGCACCGGGAACGGGAUCGGGAUCGGGAUCGGGAAUGGGAACGAGUACGGUAACGGGAACAGGAACACCAGCCACAGAUCAACAGUCGCCGGCAGUCACCACCACAACGACUAGUCCGCCACCCAGUGUGGGUGAGCUGCUCCAUUGGCAGGACAUGCCGCAGUACCUGCAAUUCAAUCCCUAUGUGCUGCGAGGAUACCGACCCCUGCAGACCUUCAAGGGUUGCCUGCUCAGCCUCUUCUACUGGCACAACGAGACCAUCAAUAUACUGACACAUGCCAUACCCAUCUUCUAUAUCCUGGCCAUUGUGCCCGGCCUGAUGCCCUGGGAUAGCGGCUACAAGUUUCUAUCGUUCUGCCACGUCUUCGGAUCGGUGGCACCCUGGUGCGGAAGCUUCGUCUACCACCUCUUCAUGAACAUCGAGAAGGGAGAGAACGUUUACUACACGCUCCUCAAACUGGACAUGGUCGGCAUCUGGGUGAGCCAGAGUUUCGGUGCCUUGCCUCUAGUCACAGCCACUACUCUCUGUUUCCCGCCGGUGCUUAAGUGGGUCAUCAUCAUCUCCUAUUGCGUGCUCUCCCUCUGGGGCCUCUAUAAGGCACUGACCGCCAGCUCGCCCUGGCAGCGACGCUUGUGCUUCGCCCUGCCCUUUGCCAUGCGCUCCAUCCUGACCUUCCUGCGCAUCCGGGGAAUGGUGGGCGGCAGCCACAUGGCCCUCUCCCAUGUCUACCUGCAGGUUGAAGUUGACGGCGUCUCCAUACUGGGCGGUGCCAUUGGCGCUAUGCGAAUCCCUGAGAAGUGGUUUCCCGGCGUGGUCGAUUUCUAUCUCAAUUCCCACAAUAUAAUGCAUGUUCUAGUCGUGGUGGCUGUAUACUCCAUGCACAAGGCUACCAUUAAGGACUUUGAGUGGAUGUCAACCCAGACCUGCCACACGGUCGCCAACGUCACGGAGCAGGCGCUCGGCCACGUGGAACUAUGACCCGCUUACUGGCUGCUGCCCUUGGUGCUGCUGCCCUUGCCUUGGAUGCUUCUAGCCCGUCGGAGAGUGAGGUCCGUGCGCGUCAUCCGUGCGUUGAUCGCCCCCAUCAUCUGGCGUCGCCGUAGGGGCGGUGGACCCGCUCCCGGCCCAGCGCCUGCGCCGCCACCCAACCCCGUCGACGGGUGAAACAUAGAAGAGCGCAUGGGCGCCCGCUGAUCAGCUCGUGAACUGUCUGAAGAGCUGACUAGAUAGACC
This is a messenger RNA of Drosophila bipectinata, 2173 nucleotides long. The record is from RefSeq and is a predicted model, not a curated record. Lineage: Eukaryota; Metazoa; Arthropoda; Insecta; Diptera; Drosophilidae.